This is a messenger RNA of Aureobasidium subglaciale EXF-2481, 435 nucleotides long. RefSeq lists its product as uncharacterized. The record is from RefSeq and is a predicted model, not a curated record. NCBI's taxonomy places the organism in Eukaryota, Fungi, Ascomycota, Dothideomycetes, Dothideales, Saccotheciaceae. The transcript is spliced from 3 exons. Bases 1 to 435 code for a protein of 144 amino acids.
AUGGCCUCAAUCAUCGGACGCAGCGCUUUCCGCGCAACUCGCUCUCUCCGUGCCUCUGGCAUCAACGCUGGAUCCGACACCGCUGCCUCUGCCGCCGAACGCGAAGCCGGCAAGAACGCCCUCAAGCAGGGCGCCCGCAAGGACCCCGAGCUCUACAUUCUGCUCACCAUCAUGUCCGGUGCUUUCGGUCUCGCUGGCUGGCAUUUCUCGCGUAACCCCACCUCCUCCUCAUCCGAGAACGCCGUUAGCAAGGCACCCGACUCCGAGCCCUGGAAGACUGGCCGUGAUGCCAAGUACCAGUACCACCCCGGCGGUGACACCUCAAAGGCCCGCAAGGAUGCCCCCUCUGCCCUUAACGAGGUCAUCGUCCCCAAUGUCAACCUGCCCAGAGAGCUUCACGAGAAGUACAACAAGUGGGGCAAGGAGGGCUACUAG